AUGACAAGGAAAAAGGUUGUGUUGGCAAGAAUUGCCAAUGACAAUAAGAGAAAAUCCACACUUAAGAAGAGGACAACUGGGUUGUUCAAAAAGGCAGAAGAGCUUUCUGUCUUAUGUGGUGUGGAAACAGGUGUAUCUAUUUUUAACCACAGUGAGAAUGAGACAAAGUCAUGGCCAUCUGAUGAAGCCAUGGGAGAAACCUUCAGAAGGUUUGAUGGCAUACCAGAGAUGGAAAGGAACAAGAAGAUGGUGACCCUUGAAGGCUAUCUAGCUGAAAAGGUAACCAAAUCCCAGGAGAAAAUAAACAGGAUUGAGAAGGAAAACAAUGACAAAGAAAUGCAACAUGUCAUGAACCAGCUCAUUAAGGGUAAGACCUUGCAUGAGCUUGACAUGAGAGAGUUAAAGGGUAUGCUUGCAUUUGCAGCUGAGCAGAUGAGCAAGCUUGAGAAAAGGUCUGAGAAUUUGCAGAAGCAAGAAGCUGAUACUGCUGGUGGUAGUAGUGGUGCUGGUAGUAGUAGUGGUGCUGCACCACCACCACCGCCUCUUCCUCUUCCUCUUCUUUUUCCUCCUCCUCCGUCUUCUUCCUCUUCUCAGCCAGCACCAUAUCCUCCUCCUUACUUUCAGCUUCCACCACUUCCUCCUCACUACUCUAAUGUCCCACCACCUCAACCAUACUUCCAUCCCCAACCUUCUCAUCCUAAUCCUUAUCUCCCAGCAAUACCACCUGUUCCUCACUUUGCACCAAUGGAGGAGGCAAAUUCAGCUCCACCACCGCCUCCUGAUCCUUUCACUCAAUUUGCAGCACUGGGUGAAACCAGCCAAUCUGCUCUGCCACCACCACCAACGUUUCCUCCUCCUCCUCCUCAAUUUCCAACACUGAAUGAACCAGUCCAAGCUCAAGGCAGUGGUGUAAACAUUGCUAACAUUCCAACAUCCAUGCAGCAUUUUGCUAAUGACAACUGGUUCAUGGAGACAAUGUUUCAGCACCAAAAUCUUCCUGGUCCUAGUGGAGUGAGUGACAUGGGACAGCCAUCAGAGUUUGCUACAGACACCAGUGGUACUAAGAAAAAUGAAGAUCAAGACCCAGACCCUAAUGACCCCAGUCAAUCAUGGCCUAAAUUUUUCUUCCCUUGA
Ilex paraguariensis (yerba mate) is the source of this 1134-nucleotide messenger RNA. Lineage: Eukaryota; Viridiplantae; Streptophyta; Magnoliopsida; Aquifoliales; Aquifoliaceae. The record is from the annotation of a GenBank genome assembly.